GCGACAUUCGACAGAUCGACUCGACGUUUCUCAGAAAAUUAAGUUGAUUUUGUGUAUGGAGAAGGUUUAGCAUUGUAGUGUUUUAAAAUUUUAAGAACUUUUGAAUGAGAAAUUAAUUAUUAUUUACAUAAUGAUGGGUGCGAUAUAUAAAUUAACAGAUCCAAUUUAAUCGUUAAAAUCACAAAUGGCUGCGGAUUUGCUUUUAAAAACGAGCAAGCAAGCGAAGUAUAAUAUAUCGUAUAGGAAAAUUCUGUAUCAUAGGUUCUUCGUGGGUUUACUGUUGUUUAUAGUGAUAUCAUUAGUGUUUACUGUAGUGUAUGUUUUCUCGGGAAGUGUACCGCGGACAAAUUUUUAUGAAGUAGUAAAUUUGGAAGCUGUUAAUUUACCUAUUCAAAAACUUUCUAAUGAAUAUGCGUUUUCGGCUUCUCGUGUGUUAAAUUGCACGUAUUGGAAUUGCUUUAAUGUUUAUAAAUGUGGCCGAGGAGGGCAUGAUAAAAUAACAAUAUACAUAUAUCCACCACAAGACUACAGAACUAAUGAUGGGAGAUCAGUUUCACGUUUUUCUAGAGAAUUUUUUGAGAUUUUAGAAACAAUAAAGAGUAGUAAAUAUUAUACUCCUAAUCCUGAUGAGGCAUGUUUGUUAGUGCCUAGUAUAGAUACAUUAAAUCAAAACACAUUUUCAAGCUCACAUAUCUCUCAAGUUCUGCAGUCAUUAAAACAUUGGAACAAUGGAGAAAAUCAUCUCAUCUUUAAUAUGCUGCCAGGAUCGGAACCAAAUUACAAUACUGUUAUUGACCUUAACACAAGUUAUGCAGUUAUAGCAGGAGCUGGAUUUGAUACAUGGACUUUUAGAUAUGGAUUUGACAUAUCAAUACCACUCUACAGUCAUAUUGCCUCUAAUAUCAACAGUACACAGCCAAAACAAAAAGAUUACUUAAUAAUUUCAACACAGAUCAAUAUACCAGAUGAUUAUUUAGCAGAACUUCAAGGUAUUGCAUCAUCAUCAAAUGACCUAUUACUGUUAGACAGUUGUAGGAAUGAGAGAAUUGAUUUCACAAAGAGGUGUGAGUACACUACUGGAAAGCAAUUUGAAUAUCCAGAGGUAUUAAAACAUGGAUUAUUCUGUUUAGUUGUUCGAAGUGCUAGAUUGAUUCAGACUGUUCUAAUGGAUGUAUUAGCGUCGCAAUGCAUUCCAAUAAUUAUAGCAGAUACUGUAGUAAUGCCAUUCAAUUCUCACAUUGAUUGGAAUCGAAUAGCAAUUUUUAUAUCAGAGGACAAUAUAAAAAAUGUAUUAAAAAUCGUACAUUCAGUGAGCAAUGAACGACGUGGAGAAUUAUAUUGGCAAUUAAGAUGGGUUUAUGAAAGAUACUUUGCUAACAUAGAGAAAAUCACUAUGACGACAUUGGAAAUUUUAAAUGAAAAAGUUUUUCCAUUGUCAGCAAGAAUGUAUGAAGAUUGGAAUAUGCCAGAGCAUUUGUACGGGCCUGUGAAUCCCCUUUUCCUCCCAGUAACAGCACCAAAGGCGCCAGGCUUCACGGCUGUCAUAUUGACAUAUGACCGCGUCGAUAGCCUGUUCACGCUCAUCAGAAAAUUGGUGCGAACGCCCAGCCUAGCGAAGAUUUUGGUUGUAUGGAAUAACCAGAAAUUGCAACCACCGCCCGCUUCCGAGUGGCCAGUGAUUAACAAGCCGCUGAAAGUGAUACGAACGAAAGAGAACAAACUGUCGAAUAGGUUCUUCCCCUACGAUGACAUUGAAACUGAAUGUCAGUUGACUAUUGACGACGAUAUUAUUAUGUUAACCCCUGAUGAAUUGGAGUUUGGGUUUGAUGUGUGGCGAGAGUUUCCAGAUCGGAUAGUGGGUUUCCCAUCCCGUCUGCACGUCUGGGACAAUGUAACCGCCACCUGGAAGUAUCACAGUGAAUGGACGAACGAAAUAUCUAUGGUGUUAACUGGAGCAGCAUUUCACCACAAAAUCUGGUCGUGGUACUACACACAUAAGAUGCCUUCUGAGAUUCGGCAAUGGGUGGACGACAACUUCAACUGCGAAGAUAUCGCAAUGAAUUUCCUCGUCGCGAAUGUCACAAGAAAGGCACCUAUUAAGGUGACACCGCGAAAAAAGUUCAAAUGCCCUGAAUGUACGAACACCGAAAUGCUUUCGGCGGACGCUAAACAUAUGACGCAACGUUCUGCUUGCAUCGACAAAUUCACGAAAAUAUAUGGCCAUAUGGCCUUAAAAUCGGUGGAAUUUAGAGCUGAUCCACUGCAAUAUAGAGAAACAGGGUCCGGCAUACCCCAAUUGUAUCCAGAAAUUGGGGCUUUGUGAGUAUUUACCCGUCGAUAUUAAGAUAACCUAGAUCGCCUAGAGGCUUUGGAAACCCAGUGUUUAAAAUCGCGCGAAAAGCCUACAACUAAAACUUGUACUUUGUUGGUACCGGUUCAUUAGCAUUUAUAAAGAAAUAAAAAAUGUUUAAAAAUUGCAAAUUUAGGAGGUGCUCAAUUCUAAAGCCACUUUCACGUCACGAUUUUUAAAUAGCCAUUUUUUAAAUUAAAAAAAAUGUCUGUCGUACGAAACGAAUACGUGCGUGACGCGUACGUUACGUAUGUACGUUUUAUAAGUGUAAGAUAAAGGUUCGAAUGAGGUGGCCUAUAGAUGUGUGUUAAAGGGUGCGUAGAUCAAGUAGGGCCACCAUUUAUGUUUAAGUCAAUUUUUUGACAAUUUGUACGUUUCAAUGUCGCAUAAAGUGUAAGGAAUUGUUAUUUCAUAUGAAAACCAUUCUGUUCGUAAUGUCUUGUAAUGUCAAUCUAGAUGUUUAAUGUUAAGUCGUCUUUGAAUAGAAAUGGGCUUAAUUUGAAAUGUCUGGUUUUUGGAUUUUAUUCUGUUUAAAAUCUCGAUUGACAAUACAAUUGCAGCGCUCCUAGUUUCGGAUGUGUGGACAAUAAAUUUUGAAGGCUGUAAGCAAAGUUAAUGGGAAUCGUCCCAUGAACCAGGGUAAAGUAGAAUUAAUGACUCAUUUAUAUCCUUUUCACAUUACCAUACUUUACCUUUUUUCUUUAAUGUAAAGAAAAUUUCGCAUAAUAUUUUAAAAUUGACUACAUGAGAGAAGAUCUCAUAGAUUUUGUCUGUGCCAUUUUAUUUUGAAACAGCUGUUGUAGAUUUAGUUUCAUUAUUUUUUGUUAAAUCUGUUACAUUGAAGUAAUUUAAGUAUUUUAUAGCACAAUCAUAUAAGUACAUAAAAGCCCUGAUAUUUUAAAGUCCCAAACAUAUCCGUCGAUACUGUAGAACACUAUAAUAUAAGGAAGGCUGAAUUAGUUCCGAUGUCGACGUAAGAUGGCGUUACAUUAAGUUUUCCUAUAUUCUUUAUUUUUAAUCCUUAACUUUAAUAAUAAACAAAAAAUUAACAUAUAUUGUGAGCUUCUGUUGCAGAAGAAUCUUAUUGUAAUACUAAACAUUCUUUAAUCUUAGUAGUUGACGCAAGUACCAAAAGAUUCGACUUCCGGCUUAAUAACUGUAAAACGUGUACAAAAAAGUCAUCAUGCUCUUAUUACAAAUACAAAAAGUAUUCAAUAUUAUAAAGAUGACCUGUUAGCAGUUUUUAUUACAUUUAAUAUCUAUAACUUAUUUUUCAUUGAAAAAAUAUUUAGUUGGAACGGAUUUUUGAAUGAAAUAUAUCAAAUGUCACAAAUCAGACAUAAUAAAAUAAAUUUUAUUAAUUUAUAUUAUAUGUUUCAUAGAUAUAAUUGGAACUAAAAUUCGAUAUUGUGUUAGAAGUAUGUCCCUAGAAAUGUAAAAAUCAAAUUCUAAAUUAUUACAUUUGAGAAAUGUAGUUUAGGUAUAUAGUCCAUUUUGACAUAUCGGUGCUUGUAAAAAGAAAGAUUAUUCCAAAAUGAAAGUGUAGAUAAUAUAUGGGGAACGCACGAAUGUAGAUGAUAGGUGUAGAAAACAAUUAUUUUUUGUAUCGAUCUUUUUCUUUAGCUAAGUAAAUAUUAUUUAAUCUGGGUGUAAACUAAGAAAAGAUUUUUCUAUCGUACAAAUAUUGACUUUAUGUAUCCUAACUUUGACAGAACGAUUGAUUAUUGUAAAAAACGCCAUCUAUCGGCGAAAUACAAAUAGAUAGCUUAUUAUUGUUUAGUUAUUUUAAAAACAAAUACAAAAUAAUUGAAUUACAUAAUUAUUAUAAUUUAAUGUUUGACAGAAAAAGCAUGAACAGUUUUCCAAAUAACUACGAUAGAAAAACCUUAUUUUAGAUGUUUAGCAACUUAGUUUGUACGAAAUCGCCAUCUUGUAUAGUUUAUUCCACUACUCGUUUGACUGAUGUCAAAAACGUAUAAUGUUAGAUAGCGUAAUAAUUUACUAUAAGUAUAAAAUAUUUUUUACUUUUAUAAGAUUCCAUAUUUCUGUUAAAUUUAAGCACCGAUUUUAUAUGCCAUUUACAUCUUUAUUUAUUAGUUUUUGUACAGUGAAUGAAUUUUAUUUAAGUCGCUUAGAACAUCGUAGCCAAAGAAAUUGACAGCUAGUCUUGUGUAAUCAUUCGCAUUUAAAUGAGUUAGAUGAAGUUACCAACGUUAUUUAAACGACAGACUGAACUAUCACUGUGUGUUAGAUAAUUGCUAGUAUUAGUUGUAGGUGUGUUGUCUGUCUCAUUUGAUUCGAAAUGUUGGUAACAUUAUUGUAUUAUUUUACACGAAAUUAUAAUUAGUUUUAAUACAUGAAAUGUGUUAAUAGGCCUAAAUUUUUAUUUGAUAGUUGAAUUGAUUUGUCUAAAUUUUAGGCCGUAUUGUAUCAAUCUUUUAUGUAUGAUUUUACAUCGUAACUUAAAAAUAAGUACAUAUUUUGUGUUAUUUUUAUAUAUUUUAAUUUUUGAAUAUCACACAAGAUAUUUUAUGUGUUUGUAGAAGUGUGUUUAGUGUAAGCGAGUACUUAAUAGAUUAUUUGUUGCAUUGUACAGUGUGUAAAUAGUUUAUUAUACUGUGUAUAAAAGAAGACAUAUCAAUUUGUAA
Molecule: messenger RNA, 4998 nt
Organism: Pieris rapae (cabbage white)
Lineage: Eukaryota; Metazoa; Arthropoda; Insecta; Lepidoptera; Pieridae
Gene: sotv
Product: exostosin-2
Exons: 7
Coding region: 185-2323 (712 amino acids)
Cellular component (GO): membrane
Molecular function (GO): glycosyltransferase activity
Source: RefSeq, a predicted model, not a curated record